Messenger RNA from Eremomyces bilateralis CBS 781.70, 678 nucleotides. RefSeq names its product vesicle transport v-snare protein VTI1. The coding region runs from base 1 to 678 and encodes 225 amino acids. The transcript has 3 exons. Gene Ontology annotation, cellular component: Golgi apparatus; SNARE complex; ER to Golgi transport vesicle membrane. NCBI's taxonomy places the organism in Eukaryota, Fungi, Ascomycota, Dothideomycetes, Eremomycetales, Eremomycetaceae. Gene Ontology annotation, molecular function: SNAP receptor activity; SNARE binding. Gene Ontology annotation, biological process: Golgi to vacuole transport; intra-Golgi vesicle-mediated transport; macroautophagy. The record is from RefSeq and is a predicted model, not a curated record.
AUGUCAGGCCUCAUCGACUCCGAAGCCGGUUCCGAGCUGUUCGCCAGCUAUGAAGCCGAACUCAAGCUGGUCCAAGCCGACCUGAACCAGAAACUCGACCAGAUCCCGGAGCUGGCGGGCGAGCCACGCAAAGCCGCCAUCUCCCAUGCGGAGCGGUCGCUAGAGGAAGCGAAGGAAAUCCUCGACCAAAUGCGCAUCGAGAAGCAAAACAUCCCCGCGCCCGCAAAGACGAAAGUGAACACCCGCUUCCGCAACUACCAAACCGACAUCGACGGGCUGGGCGCGCGGCUCAAGCGGGCGUCCUCCGACCGGCAAGCGCUGUUCGGCGACCGGUACACGGACGACCCGACGGGCGACGCGCACGUGGAGCAGCGGCAGCAGCUGCUGUCGGGGACGGACCGGCUGGAGCGGAGCAGCGGGCGGCUGCGGGACUCGCAGCGGGUGGCGCUGCAGACGGAGGAGAUCGGGGCGAACACGUUGGCAGAUUUGAAUCGGCAGCGGGAUACGAUUAUGCACACGCGGGAUACGCUGGGGGAGAGUGAGGGGUAUACAGACCGGAGUAUCAAGACGUUGAGGUCGAUGGCGCGUAGGAUGGCUACGAAUCGGGUGAUUACGAUUGCGAUCAUCACGGUGCUGGUGCUUUUGAUUAUUGCCGUUAUUGCCAGCAAGUUUCGGUAG